GGAAACACUAAAAGAAACAAAAAAGCUAUUAGAAAUUAUUGUUAUAACUCCUAUGUCAACUUUUCUUCGUAAUACUAUGACCCAGGAUCGCCUUACAGCGUUGUCAAUGCUGUCCAUUGAAAAGGAAUUUAUUUCGACCAUGGAAAAUUUCAACGGGAAGGUGAUCGACAAAUUUGCUGCCAAGAAGGAGUGCAGGAUCGAACUGUCAUAUAAAAAAUAGGUAAGUUCGGAUUUGCAGAACACCUGUUUUAUUUUGCCACGAGCCGCCACUGUUCUGAAAAGUAAUGCAAUAUCGAUAUUUGUCAUCAUGAAAUUGUCUAGCUAAAGUAGUAGCUGCGUGCAAUGUAAAAUGAACAUUAUAAUAUCGAGCUUAUAAAGUCAUUAAUAAUAUUGUA
Acanthoscelides obtectus is the source of this 395-nucleotide messenger RNA. The record is from the annotation of a GenBank genome assembly. NCBI's taxonomy places the organism in Eukaryota, Metazoa, Arthropoda, Insecta, Coleoptera, Chrysomelidae.